GGAGUAUUAUGCAAAGAACAGAUGUGACACAAACACAUUGUGCCUGAUUUUACUGAAGACGUAAGAAUGGAAGAAAAUAUUUUAAAGAAAAAAGAAAUCAGGAUCUUCUAUGAACAUCUGUCAUUUGAUUGUCAAAUGUACUAUAAUUAGAAGAACCGCUAACAACUAUAUAGGUAUACCAAAAACUAACAUCUUCUCUAAAUUUCAGGACUACCCGUCACAGUUUGUAUCUAAAAAACCCAAUGUCAGUACAAACAGAAGAAAGUUGGCUUCAAGAAUUGUAUAGCACAGAGCAGCUGCAGAAGGAAAUGCCCUCUGUGAAGAAGGAAGAUGAACCUGAAAAUCUAGCUUCUAAGUUAAGAGCAAAAUGGGUAAUUAAUCCAGAAGAGCCAAAACUAAGUAUUUUAUGUGAGCUGGAGUUUAAGGAAGACUUCAUAAAACUCUUUGAGCCUUCUCUGAGAACAUUACCCAGCAUCGGGCCACCAUCCAUUUUGACAUUCAAACAAGAGAAUUCCAAUUUAGGCAUUAAGUUCAAGGAAGAAGAGGAGGAGAUAUCACCCAAGUGUGAAUUCUGCGGGAGCGACCUAAGAACAUUUCUUUCCAGUGUGGAUGUUUCCUCUGACUACAAUAGCUCUGAACUAGUAGAACAUACCUCUUGUUGUAGUUAUUUCCAAAAUCUGAUGGACUACAUCUCAGAGGAAAAACAAAAAAUCCAAACCUCUAAAGCUGAAUUAAUCUGUAUUGACCCGCAUGCCGCCCACGGCAGUGAAGUCGACAGACUCAAAGCAAAGGAAAAAGCUUUGUGGAGAAAACAGGAGCGACAAAUGGCCAAACACCAUGCAGUAUUAAAACAACAGACUAGUUUCUCCGAAGAAGAUACAAAGCACUUUAAAACAAUUUCUUAUCAACUUUCCAUGGAUAUUCCAGAAAAGGAGUCAGAUGAGGAAGAACCAUCUCAUUUUCAACUAGACAAAAAAAAUAUAUCCAUUUUUUGUUGUGAUUCUAGGAUAGCAUGUGGAAAGAUCGUGAGGAAUGAGCUCUUCGAGAAGCACUAUAAACACGGAAGCAAGUUUCUGACUUCAUUUCCAGAUGGCACAAUGCAAAUAUUCUACCCAUCUGGGAACCUAGCCAUCAUCCGAGUGCCCAACAAGACAAAUGGCUUCACUUGUAUAGUCCAAGAUGACAUAUCCACUAACCCUGCAAUCCUGGCAGUGCUAGAUUCUUCUGGCAGAAGUUCCUGCUAUCAUUCCAAUGGAAAUGUCUGGGUAUACAUCAAUAUCUUGGGCGGUCAAUAUUCAGAUCAAGCUGGCAACAGAAUAAGGGCUUGGAAUUGGUCAAGUUCUGUCACUUCCUCACCCUUUGUUUCAUUUAAACCUGUCUUUCUGGCUUUGAACCAUUAUGUUGGAAUCCGCAUCUUAGAACAAGACAAGAUUUCAAUCACUUUCCUAGCAAUGGGCCAACAGGCAAGAAUCAGUGUCGGAACCAAAGUGAAGCUAGAGAACCCUAAGGAGAUCCCAGCGCUCCGGUACCUGAAUGGAGAUGAUCUUCUUCUGCUGGCCAGUUUAAUAAAGAUCCGACGCCUGUUUCAUAAACUUGAAGGAUGUGUGAAUUUCCCCUCCAGCCAGGUUUGGGAAAAAUUAAAGCAACCUUCCUACCUUUCUUCACUUUCUGUAAAACUAAUUGCCCUUUGUCACAAUUCUGGUAUAAAGCAAGACACAAUAAAAACAAUUGCAGCUAUGAUAAAUGAGAACAUUUAACUAAGAAUAAUGGUGCUUUCAUUUGUUUUGUCGAGUUUUUCUCGGAGCAGGGGGUGUGGGGGGCGGGUUUCAAGUGAAGUGUAUAUGACUAGGAAGUACCAAGA
Molecule: messenger RNA, 1861 nt
Organism: Vicugna pacos (alpaca)
Lineage: Eukaryota; Metazoa; Chordata; Mammalia; Artiodactyla; Camelidae
Gene: ERICH6
Product: glutamate rich 6
Source: RefSeq, a predicted model, not a curated record